GUGUGGGGUCGGGGUCCGGGGCUGCGGCCGGCCUGGCCAUGCUGCAGCUGCGGGACUCGGUGGACUCGGCGGGCACGAGCCCCACGGCAGUGCUGGCGGCCGGCGAGGAGGUCGGCGCGGGCGGCGGGGGCGCGGGCGCGGGCGGGGGCGCGGGCGGGGGCGGGGGGCGGCCGGGCGCGGGCACGCCGCUGCGCCAGACGCUGUGGCCGCUCAGCAUCCACGACCCCACGCGCCGCGCCCGCGUCAAGGAGUACUUCGUGUUCCGGCCCGGCACCAUCGAGCAGGCGGUGGAGGAGAUCGGCGUGGUGGUGCGGCCGGUGGAGGACGGCGACAUCCAGGGCGUGUGGCUGCUGACCGAGGUGGACCACUGGAACAACGAGAAGGAGCGGCUGGUGCUCAUCACCGACCAGGCGCUGCUCAUCUGCAAGUACGACUUCAUCAGCCUGCAGUGCCAGCAGGUGGUCCGCAUAGCCCUCAGCGCGGUGGACACCAUCUCCUGCGGGGAGUUCCAGUUUCCCCCCAAGUCGCUCAACAAGCGAGAAGGUUUUGGGAUUCGCAUUCAGUGGGACAAGCAGAGCCGCCCUUCGUUCAUAAACAGGUGGAACCCCUGGUCCACCAACGUGCCCUACGCCACGUUCAUAGAGCACCCGAUGGCCGGUGCGGAUGAGAAGACGGCCUCUCUGUGCCAAUUGGAAAGCUUCAAAGCUAUGUUAAUCCAAGCUGUCAAAAAAGCCCAGAAAGAGAGUCCCUUGCCAGGACAAGCCAACGGUGUACUGGUUUUGGAGCGUCCCCUCCUCAUCGAGACCUACGUGGGAUUAAUGUCCUUCAUUAACAACGAGGCUAAAUUGGGUUAUUCCAUGACCAGAGGCAAAAUAGGCUUCUAGCUGCCCCCCAUGGGUGGACCUGGGGGCUCGGGCAGCAGACCUGAGGCUGGCUCCAAGGCCCCUGCAGGAUCGGGGCUGUUAACCCUUAGGGAGCACAGUGCAAGUAGAAUAGUCAAAUGGAUUCUAUACUUUAGCUGAAUCUUGAACAUUGGGUAAUAGGAGCUACAGACAAAGAGCAAAGUGAGUCUAGCCAUCCCCGUCUUGGCCAGUAUUCCAUCUUCUAGAGUUUAUUUCCGUGUCUUUCCUGGAGCGUCUGUGUGUGGCUUCUCGUGGCCCUUCCCUCGGCCCUCUAGCAUGUUAAUAAAUAUGUGCUCCCACCGGAACCUCCCUGCUAGCACUUCAACUGUGCAGAUGCCUAUACCUGGCGGAAGCCUUGAGACCCCGGUGCCUAGAGUUGCAAAUACCUUUCUACUUGGUGUCAAAUUUUAUAUUUUGAAAUGUAAUCCAUCUUUUUUAAAGCUUACUGCAAAACAAGCCAGCAGGCUAGUGAACUAAACCAGUCUGCCUUGUUGGCUCCUUAGUGAAUAGUAGCUUUGUGUAAAUAUGUUUGACCUAAAGUCCUACUUUUCCUAAAAUUACAGUGUUCAUACCUAUGGCAUCUUUCCCAGGCCCAGAAGUUUGCAGGAAGUCGUGUGUAGACAAUUCAUUGAUAUGAGAGUUACCUUGAUAGUUCUUUGCAAACAAUUUGACACCCAUGCCUGUUCCAGGUUUGGGUUGCCAUAGUUACAUUUAAAAUGGGUAUUGCUCAGUUUGUUUUUUAAGGAAGGGACCUUGUCAGAUUCUUGUCUCUCAUGCUGCUGACACUCGGCUGGGUCCCCACCGCGCCCAUGCAGACCCGAGGCCGCCCGCCUUGCCCUGAACACGCCCGAGCUGUGGCAGCCUGCAGAGCAUGUCCAUGGGAACUGCAGCACACUGCUCGUGCUCCCACCUGUCCUCGGCUUGCUGGCUUGACUAGGAGCGCUUGUUAUCAACUGAAGUGCUGGCUCACUGGUUUCUUCCUCCUUAUUUACAACUCUGGUGUAGCAUUAGUCGGCAUGGAUGUGAUCCAAAUGCAGCAGCCUGCUCAAAUUGGAAGGCUGCCUCCACACCACCUGGGUCUUGAGCAUUUGCUUUUGGUCUCGUAGUAAAGACAUUUACAGUUGAA
This is a messenger RNA of Nyctereutes procyonoides (raccoon dog), 2028 nucleotides long. RefSeq names its product tumor protein p63 regulated 1 like (gene TPRG1L). Gene Ontology annotation, cellular component: synaptic vesicle; cytoplasm. Lineage: Eukaryota; Metazoa; Chordata; Mammalia; Carnivora; Canidae. Bases 39 to 884 code for a protein of 281 amino acids. The record is from RefSeq and is a predicted model, not a curated record. The transcript is spliced from 5 exons.